This is a messenger RNA of Lasiodiplodia theobromae, 3057 nucleotides long. Its product is annotated as Secreted protein. The record is from RefSeq and is a predicted model, not a curated record. The transcript is spliced from 6 exons. Bases 1 to 3057 code for a protein of 1018 amino acids. Lineage: Eukaryota; Fungi; Ascomycota; Dothideomycetes; Botryosphaeriales; Botryosphaeriaceae.
AUGCACGGCUCUAGUCUCCUCCCACCGGCCCUCGGGCUGCUCCCAUACCUCGCAGCGCCCGCCGCGGCCAGCUUUGCGGAGCCAGAGGUCCAGUACAGGCCCAAGUUCCGAUACUGGCUCCCCGACGCCUCCAUCCCCGCCACCACGCUCGCCGCCGACAUCGCAGCCAUCGCCUCCGUCGGCGCCGGCGGCCUCGAGCUGCUGGGGUACUACCAAUACGGCCUGCCCGAAGCCGAGCAGGGCGUCGCGCCGCCGACGGACUGGACCAAAUACGGCUUCGGCACGCCCGCCUUUAAAGAAAUCUUCGUCGCCGCCCUCAACGCCGUCGCGGACGAAGGGUUAGUUAUGGAUUUCGCGCAAGGCGCGAAUCAGGGGCAGGGCGUGCCGAGUGUCCCCGAGGAGGAGGGGUUGGCGGUUGAGUUGGCGUAUUGGAAUGUGAGUGUCGCGGCGGGAGGGACGUGGACGGGGGUGUUGGGGGAGAGUACGCAGCCGGUGAAUUAUUUUAGCAGUUUUAUGCAUAGUCCGGAGGAGUUUGGGGGGCAGGUGUUGAAGGCGGUGGUGGGGGUGGAGGUUUUGGGUGUGUCCGAAGUCUCGGCCGGCGCGGGUAGCUUUGCGUACGCUUUCCCGGCGAACACGAUUGGGCGGGUGGUUGACCUGACGGCGGAGGUCGACCCGAACACUAGACAGCUGAACUGGACGGCACCGGAGGGCGAUAAUGAAUGGAGGAUCAUGGCCUGGUACGAGCGGUAUACGAAUCAGAAGAGCUGCUCUGGUGGGCUGAACGCGACGGAGUACCUCGGGAAUGGCUCGUGGACUGUGGAUCACUUCAGUGCUGCAGGCUCCAAGAAGUUGACGGAUUUUCUCGAUGCACACCUCCUUGACGAUGAGGAGACGAGGGAGCUCCUGGCUUCGGUGGGCAAGUAUGGAUGGGAGGAUAGCAUGGAAAUGGUCUCGUCGCUUUGGUGGACACCAGAACUACCCUCCAGGUUCAACGAAUCAAGGGGCUACGAUAUAACGCUUUGCUUGCCGUACCUCAUCACGGCCGCCAACUAUUGGAACGGCGCGGUCCUCCCGUAUGGCGAAGGCUUCGUGGCUGAGAAUGCCACUUUCGGCGACAAGUGCAAUGAGGAUUACAGGACGACACUGAACGAAGGCUACCAGGAGUACCUCGCUGCCUACGUGAAUUGGACUCAUGGUUUGGGUGUCGGGUACUCCGCACAGCCGGCGUACAAUCUUCCGCUGAAUAUGCUUGACGAUAUCUCCAUUCUCGACGCCCCCGAAGGAGAGUCUCUCGGAUUCAGCAACAUCAUCGACACGUACCGCCAAUUCUCCGGCCCCGCCCAUCUCUCUGGCAUUUCGGUCAUCUCGUCGGAGUGCGGAGCACUCAGCGGUGCGCCCUACCAGCAAACCUUGAACGACCUUCUCUGGUCUGUAAGACGUGGGCUAGCCACCGGCAUCUCGAUGCAUGUCCUCCACGGCUUUGCGUACUCCGGCCCUUAUACAAACACUACCUGGCCGUCUUACACAACCUUUACCUAUCGGUUCAGCGAGAUGUGGAACCAGCAUCAGCCCAGUUGGCUUCAUAUCAACGAGUCGAUUCACUACAUCUCCAGAAACCAGUACGUGUCUCAAACCGGCACACCAAGUGUAGAUCUCGCUUUCUACCUGUACGAGGCGCCAUGGACAGUCAGCGCGAAGUACGAAGACAGCAACCUGGAGACACUCGGCUACACGUAUGAAUACCUUUCCGCCAACAACCUCCAAGAACCUGAGGCUGUUGUGGAGGACGGCAUCCUUGCUCCAAGCAGGCAAUCCUUCAAAGCCCUCAUCUUCUCCAACGCCUCCGCCAUCACCCCCGGCGGCGCAGCUCAAGUCCAGGAGUUCGCCCAAGCCGGCCUCCCCAUCUUCUUCGUCGGCGCCACCACAAACCUCACCAGCAUCGGCCAAGAGCCCGGCGCCGCCGCCGAGGUAUCCUCCACAAUCGCCUCCAUCCUCUCCAGCGGCCUCGCCAACGUCCACACCGUCGCCACCGCCGCCGACCUCCCCGCCGCCCUCGCCAGCGCCGGCAUCCAGCCCCGCGUGUCUUUCGCCAACGCCACGUCCUGGUACUCGUUCUGGCGGCGCGGCGGCAACGACGGCCUCGACCACGUCUACCUCUACAACGACGCCGCCGAGGCGCAGACGGUCGACGUAACCUUCGCCACGACUGGCACGCCGUACGUCUUCGACGCCUGGACCGGAGCCGUCGCGCCUGUCUUGCAGUACGAGACGACGACGGACUCGUCCACGAUCAUCCCCAUCACCCUCGCCUCCAACCAAACCACCAUCAUCGCCUUCGCGCCCGCGAACGCUACGGCCGAUGCGCUCCCCGCCGCGCCGGCGACCCACGUCACCGCCGCGACAGGCGGCCUGGCGCGCCUCACGUCCUCAGACUCCGGCUCGGGAAUAGCGGCCUACCUCACCGGCCCCGCCUCCCUAACCCUCUCGUCCGGCCAGACCGUCAACCUUACCGCCUCCCCUCCCCCCGCCACGACGCUGGCCGCCUGGGACAUCGCCAUCGCGGACUGGCACCGCACGGCCGACGCGUUCAGCAUGGACACCGCCAUCACCUGGCACAACUACACGAACACCACGCUGGCGCCGUGGACGGAGUUGGACGACGGCGCGCUGGUCGGCGUGAGCGGCGUCGGGACGUAUCGGACGACGUUCGCGACGCCUGCGGGAGAUAGCCUCGGUGCCAUUCUCUCUCUCGGCCCCGUCGCGAACUCGAUGCGCGCGUGGGUCAACGGGGUGAGUGUGGGGCCGCUAGAUGUGGCUGGCGCGGUGGCGGAUGUGUCGGCGCUUGUGCGGGCGGGCGAGGGGGAGGUAAAUGAGGUGGUGGUUGAGGUGACGACGACGCUGUUUAACCGCAUCAAGGCGGAUGGGAAUGCGACGUGGAGCGUCGGCGUGACGGCGAAUGAGGAGAAUGAUGCGUAUUAUGAGGUUAAUGCGGCGAAGGAGUAUGGGUUGUUGGGGCCGGUGGUGGUGGAGUGGGUGGGGGUUGUGGGGGUUGUUUGA